This is a messenger RNA of Microtus ochrogaster (prairie vole), 1121 nucleotides long. RefSeq names its product allregulin (gene Arln). The record is from RefSeq and is a predicted model, not a curated record. NCBI's taxonomy places the organism in Eukaryota, Metazoa, Chordata, Mammalia, Rodentia, Cricetidae.
UGGGCGUGGCCGACUGGCGUUGGUUGCUAGGCUGAGGCGGGCAGGGCGUCAGACUUAGUCCGCGCCUGGUUCGGCCAUUAACGGAAGUGCGGAUUCGAGCGGCUCUCAGGUGCGCCGAGCUGCAGCGAGAGCGAGAUGGAGGUGAACCAGGCGGCGUCUGGCACCGACGGUGUCCGCGAGCGGGGAGGCUUGGGCCGAGCUGAAAGGAGGGAGCAGAACCGAGAUGAACGGCAUCAGUCCGGGAAGAACGGGCUCCCGAAACACUCCUACUGGCUGGAUCUCUGGCUCUUCCUCCUUCUCGACCUGGUGUUGUUCAUCUUCGUGUACCUCUUGCCCUGACUGUUUUGCCAAGAUGUCAAGAGCGUGUGGCUUCUGGGGUGAAUCCUGAAUACUACAGACUUCUUGAAUAAAGAGGAUUUCCAGCAGCUGAAUUCCAGCCCUCUAACCUUUCCUUAACUCCUGACCUCCUCAAAAUAGCACCAUGUAUUUCAAGCCUGUGUUUAGUGCUUGAAUUAAUAUUAUUGUAGCUAAGUGAUAUAUGUAUAUAUAUUUUUAAUAAUGCUUGCAACUUAAGUACUUAAGGGAAAUGUAUGUGGAAUUUACUCACCACAUGAGGUAUUGGGCCCCUCACUAUUAACCAGGACACAGCGGUCAACAACAGAGGAAAAAAAAAUUCCUUUGUGACACUAUCUUGAGUAUUGUUUUAAAAUAUGCUAUUUUAAAAUAUUAAUCAUCUGUGGUUGGGUAGGUAGCAUUUACUCAGAAAUGCAACGGUCCCAAAGCAGCCAGUAUAAGUACUUUGGAAGCUGUUCUUUUUCAUCCUAAGAUUUGUGUAAUUAGAAAUUGGUUACUGUUGGUUUUAAUGCUGUUCAGUAUGAGAAAUGCCUAAAAUAUAGGGGGGGCUUCUCCCUUAUAAUUAAGUCAUAUUUGGUAAAUUGUUAACAGCUAUGUCUUCAGGAUAUUGUUGCAUUUGCUUGGAUAAUUUUUUGUAAUUGUAAUUUAUAAUUGAAGCAUUUGUAUCAGAACACAGGACUGGGAGGACACUGAGUAUACCAGACUGUGUGACCCAAUUUGUACUGUGUAUUAAUUUUCUCUAAUAAAUGUUUAGUUAUACUGCUGAA